GGUCACUUUGCGUCGUCGAUCACCGCACCAUCAUGAAUGUGAACGUGAACGUCGGCAUCCUUGGACAUGUAGACAGCGGGAAGACCAGUCUCGUCCGUUCAUUGAGCACGCACUUGUCGACGGCAGCCUUGGACAAGAAUCCGCAAAGCAAAGCUCGCGGCAUCACGUUAGACCUCGGGUUUUCGUCCUUUCUUCUCCCAUUAGAGGAUGCCCCGACGUCCUCGCCAAGGGCGGCGCAGAUCACCCUAGUCGACUGCCCUGGCCACGCGUCGUUGAUCAAGACCGUGAUUGGCGGUGCCCACAUCAUCGACAUGGCGGUGCUCGUGAUUGAUGUGGUCAAAGGUAUCCAGAUGCAAACCAUCGAGUCCAUGGUGCUUGCAGAACUCUCGACGCCGCACGUCCUUGUUGUCCUCAACAAGAUCGAUCUCUUGCCUGUGGAGACGCAGUCGGCACAGAUUACCGCCAUGACCAAGACGAUCCGCGAGUUCCUCUCGGCUUCUCCAACACUCCACGCGGCUCCAAUUAUCGCUGUGGCUGCUGGAGAUGCCGAUGGAACCCGUGCCCCUCGUGGCAUGUCGGAUCUCUUGGCCGCAAUGCGAUCCCACCUCCACGUGCCGACUCGAUCCGCAGACGGACCACUUGUGUUUGCAGUUGACCACUGUUUUCCCUUGCGCGGAAAAGGCACUGUGCUUACUGGCACAGUUCUGAAUGGACAGAUCAAAGUCAACGACACGAUCGCGUUGCCCAUGCUUGGAGUCGAGAAGAAGGUCAAGUCGCUCCAGAUGUUCCAUGCAUCCGUGGACAGCGCUAUCCAAGGCGACCGCGUGGCCAUUCGCGUACAUGGCUUAGACUCUUCAACGAUGGAGCGCGGCCUCGCCAUCACCCCUCACAGUCUGACCUUUUCGUCCAACUUGGUCCUUCCAGUCCAUCAAAUUCGGUUCUUCUCGCUGCCGUGUCCGAGCGGCUCCAAAUUACACGUGACUGUGGGCCACACGACUGUGAUGGCCAAGGCAACGUUCUUCUACAACAAGAUGCAUUGCGCCAGUGACAACCCGCCGUUCGAUCCCGCGAUUGAGUACUCGUAUCUGCCCGUCCUCGACCCUCUGUCCGGUUCAGCAGCGUCCGAAGGAAAUAGCCCCCACCUGGCGCCGAGCGCCGUCUUGGUUCUCCUGCAGCUGGACCGGCCCGUUUUGUGUCCUCCGCACAGCCACGUCGUGUGCUCCCGACUUGACACAGACGUGAACCGUCAAGUAUGUCGCAUCGCGUUUCACGGACGAGUGGACGCCACGAUCGAGGACGUUGCCGCCUCGAUCCGCAUCGGGAAGGUGAAAGAGCGCCGCGGCGUGGUCGACAAGAGUCUGGACGACCCGUCCGUCGUAAUUGUCAGGGAUCUCUUUCGGAAGGAAACCAAUUGGGAUGUCUUUCGCCACCUUCGCGUGCAAAAUACACGGACGAAAGCUGUCGGCCACCUCGAUGGGCCAUUCGGAAAAGCGGGCAAGUGUCGUGCGAUCUUUGCAGCGACCGACGCGGUGGCUGGCGAUGUCGUCGUCCUUCGGUUUACAAAGACCUUGUUCCAAGACAAAGCGCACCACCUUCGACUGCGUCAAAACCCAGCGAUUUACGACGACCCAACAACGGCAACGCCCCGCGCCGAAGCCCUGAACUCUGAUGUGCGAGCCAAACAAGUCGUGGAACCACUCCUGGAAACCUUCGAAUGCGAGAAGUGCCGCACUGGACUCGUUGAACGACUCAAGGGGGAAACUGCACCGAAUGGAGCGAACCCGUCCGUGAUUGCGGCCGGUCUCUUUGCGACGGCGGAAGAAGCGGCCGAGUUUGUCGGCGCUGAAGUCGCAACGGAUGCAGCGGAAAUCGGUCAUGUUGAAGCGCUCUUUGGCAAAGCUGGCAAGGUGCGCGUCGUGUUUCCAUGCGGAGGCACCAUGGCCAAAGUCGGAGACACAGUCCGGCUGUUUGAAAAGUAAUGGCAGCUAAAAGUCUCCUAGAGUCGCG
Messenger RNA from Aphanomyces invadans, 2007 nucleotides. RefSeq lists its product as hypothetical. The record is from RefSeq and is a predicted model, not a curated record. Gene Ontology annotation, biological process: selenocysteine incorporation. Gene Ontology annotation, molecular function: GTPase activity; translation elongation factor activity; GTP binding. The coding region runs from base 33 to 1979 and encodes 648 amino acids. NCBI's taxonomy places the organism in Eukaryota, Oomycota, Saprolegniomycetes, Saprolegniales, Verrucalvaceae. The transcript has 5 exons.